GCAUUGUGCUUUGCAUCUGCGGCACUUUGGCGUUUGCGCAGAACUGCGCCUACGUACCCGGCGGCAACGGGUCGUCUCCAUCGACGUCUUGUAGCGACGAGUCAGGCUUCUUGCUGCGUGUGCUUCCUCGGUCACAAUGCACGACGACGACAACUUCGACCCGAAGCUCUAGCACAACCUCAAGCUUGUCCACCAGUUCUUCCACAUCGACCACCAGGACAAGCAGCUCAUCAUCAGAAACCUCUAGCUCCAGCACAACAUCAAGUGCAUCAAGCACUUCCAGCUCGUCAAGCACUAGCAGUUCAACAACGUUCUCAACCACAACGUCAAGCUCCACAACCUCAACUCGAAGCUCCAGCAGCACAUUUUCAACAACCAGUACCUCCAAGUCGACCACAACAUCAACGCACACUUCGAUCAGUACAUCUUCAACAACUGGUAGCUCAACAUCAACCAGCACCUCCAGCAGCACUUCAACAAGUUCCUCCACGACAUCUGCAACCACCAGCUCCAGCACUACGUCUUCCACUACCCAAAGUUCAACAUCAGCAAGCACCUCCACUAGCACUUCAACAACUGCCUCUGCGACCUUGACAAGCACCACUAGCAGCACGUCCACCAGUCUUUCAAAGACCUGGACAACCCAAAGCUCGAGCAGUACUUUUUCAACAACCAGCUCCUCCACAUGGAGCGCAACAACAACGCAAAGCUCGAGCACCACUUUUUCCCAAACUAGCAGUUCAUCGUCGACAAGUAUGACCCGCAGCAGUUCAACAACUUCCUCGACGACAUCCACAGCCAGCAGCUCAAGCUCCACAAGCACCUCCACUAGUAUGAGCAGUACGAAGACUAGCUCCUCGAUGACCAACACAGCGACCUCCUACACUAGCUCCUCAACAUCAAAGUCAACGACGUUCACAAGUAGUAGGUCUUUCACGACCACCACCAGUCAAACAAGAACCCAAACAUCUACUACGUCAAGAACAGUGACGAAAAGCUCAACAUUGACAAGAACUGCAACUAGAACCUCAACAACCAGCAGGAGCCAAACAAUUACAUCUACAUCAAGUAGUUCAACCUCAACAAGCACCACACGCAGCAGUUCAACAAGCAACUCAACAACAGACACAACCACAAGCUCCAGCAGUACAUCCUUGACUAGCAGCACGUCAACA
Messenger RNA from Durusdinium trenchii, 1175 nucleotides. NCBI's taxonomy places the organism in Eukaryota, Dinophyceae, Suessiales, Symbiodiniaceae. The record is from the annotation of a GenBank genome assembly.